Messenger RNA from Pimephales promelas (fathead minnow), 4212 nucleotides. RefSeq names its product DDB1 and CUL4 associated factor 8 (gene dcaf8). Lineage: Eukaryota; Metazoa; Chordata; Actinopteri; Cypriniformes; Leuciscidae. The record is from RefSeq and is a predicted model, not a curated record. Gene Ontology annotation, cellular component: cytoplasm; Cul4-RING E3 ubiquitin ligase complex. Gene Ontology annotation, molecular function: protein binding.
UCGUCUUGCCGGAAAAAGAAAGAGAAAAAAAAGGAAAGAGAAAGGGGGAAAAAACAGAAGUGCUAACGAAGGAGAUCAGUCAAAACAUAAACAUUGCGGGCACGACCAAAAACGUGACCUUAAACUGCGGUGGUUUUUGGAUCACCUAUGCAUGAAUGUGUUCAGGGCACAUCUCUCAAUGUGUCGAGCUUUUGUUUGCGCGUGACUCGAAGGUGAAGGAAGGAAAUCUGCGCAGAGGAUUAACAAGUGCGGAGACUUUGGGCCUACAGCAGCAGAGGGUCUCUUCUGUUAGAAGAGAUAGUCAGAUAGAAUGAGCGAUACAGACGGCAAAUCCAGUGUUCCAAAUGGUGGUUCUGAUGAUCCAGAUCCUGGAGAAGGAAGAGGGGAGGCAGAAACUGCAGUGCCAGAGACCCAAAGCAGCCCUGAGUCAGCAAAUUUGAGUUCAGCUCCAGAGGGAAGUGAGGGUGGUCAGGACAGGCCCAUGGCAGACUCUGAGCAGAAGCAGGAACUGGGAGAAGAGGAGGACACUGACAGCAUGGAUGGCAGUGGGUUGUACUCUCUCACUGAAGAAGGAGAGAGAGAGAGUGAGGGAGGAGGGAGGGGAAAAGAUGAAAGUAAGAGAUCCGCCAGGAAGAGGAAUCGACCCAGCGGCGGUGCCACACAUCACUCUUCCAGUUCAGACGACGAUGAUGAUGAUGAUGAUGAAGAUGAAGAGGAUGACGUGGAGGAAGAAGACGAGCAAGCCAUGGAAGCGUGGCUGGGAGCAGAUCUGUGCGACCUGAGUCGUCCUUCAUGGUGCGCGGUCCCCUCUCUGCGUUCCCGAGAGAUCGGCCGUGAUUCGUACCAGUUUGCGAGGAGGGUGUGUGGGGCGCGGGGUCUGGUGCAGAGGCUGGAACUGCAGGGCCGUCUGGAGAGACACACAGGCUGCGUGAACACCCUCCAUUUUAACCCCUCCGGCACCCGUUUGGCAUCCGGCAGCGAUGACCUCCGUGUGGUGAUCUGGGACUGGGCUCGCAGGAAGGCGGAGCUGGAGUUUGACAGCGGACAUAAGAGCAAUGUCUUUCAGGCAAAGUUCCUCCCACACAGCGGUGACUCCACAUUGGCCAUGUGUGCCAGAGAUGGACAGAUCAGAGUGGCUGAGCUUUCUGCUACACAGCGUUGCAAGAACACCAAAAGAGUAGCCCAGCACAAAGGUGCAGCUCAUAAGCUUGCACUGGAGCCAGACUCUCCCUGCUCUUUCCUCUCCGCUGGUGAAGACGCAGUCGUGUUCGGCAUUGACCUGCGUUUAGACAGACCUGCCAACAAACUGGUGGUGGUGAAGGAGGGUGAAAAGAAGGUUGGGCUGUAUACCAUUUUCGUGAACCCAGCCAACACGCACCAAUUUGCUGUGGGUGGUAGAGACCAGUAUGUCAGGAUCUAUGACCAGAGAAAGAUAAAUGAACACGAUAAUAAUGGUGUGCUAAAGAAGUUUUGUCCCUCUCACUUGGUGUCCAGCGAGUCCAAAACAAAUAUCACCUGUUUAGUGUACAGCCAUGACGGCACAGAACUGCUGGCAAGUUACAAUGACGAGGACAUUUACCUUUUCGACUCCAGCCACAGUGAUGGGGCUGAUUACCGUAGAAGAUACAAGGGUCACCGCAACAAUGCUACAGUGAAGGGGGUUAACUUUUAUGGUCCCUGUAGUGAGUUUGUUGUCAGUGGCAGUGACUGUGGACACAUCUACUUGUGGGAUAAGAACUCUGCUCGUGUGGUUCAGUUUAUGGAGGGAGACCGGGGAGGAGUGGUGAACUGUCUGGAGCCACAUCCUCAUCUUCCAGGUUUAGCCACCAGUGGUUUGGACCAUGAUGUGAAGCUGUGGGCACCCACUGCUGAGAAUCCCACAACACUAAAGGGACUUAAAGAGGUAAUGAAGAAGAACAAGCGAGAGCGUGAUGAAGACAGCGUUCGUCAUGGUGACCAGUAUGACACACAGCUCCUCUGGUUCCUGAUGAGACACAUGAGAAACCGAAGACCUCAGCGAGCCCGGCGAGGGGAGGGAGGAGAGGGGGACACAGACGAAUCCUGGAGCUCGCCAGAUUCCUCUGAUGAAGAAGACGGAGGGCCAGACCACGUGCAGUGCAUGUCCUCCUGAGCCACACACCUACACACACACACACUCUUUGCCAUAUAUUUAAGCACAUACAUACUAGUAACACACUGAUACACAAAUAGACACUGAAAGGCCAGCAACAAACCCACACACAGCUUUAUAUACACAUACGCAGUGUGAGGGAGAGGGAAACGAUUGUCAAAAUCUGGCUUAAUGCUCCACACACGCAUACACAGAGACAUUACUAGGGGAAGAACUGAUACUGAAAUGCAUAUUUUUUUAUACAUUUGCAAUCACAUGCAAUUAACCACUCUGAUUUUAUGCAAACAUGGACACAGACACAUUUCAUUCCCAGUUUUACAGCGUAUAACAUGGAAGACCACAGCCGAUGAUCGAGAAAUAUCGCCUCUACUGUUUUGCUGCCUUAGUUUAUCAACAACCAAGAAGCAGCGUUUUGCUGCAGCGGUCGUGAAGCGUAAAAGAGAACAUUUCUCAUCUGUGCUGUAGAAAACAUGUCCACUUUAAGCUUUUCUUUCACAGCGACGUGUUCUGUGCAUGACGGGACAGUGCGGACACUCAAAGCCAGUCCUUUUGCAGAUUACUGAUAUGAUGAGUGUUACUUAUUCAAAAACAGCACCAUCCUUCACUCGCCUCAUCAAUGUCCUCCAGUGUUCUGAACUGCCUCUGUUUCCAAGACUGAGCUGACGUUUGUUAUUUUUGGACUGCAAUCUUUGUCUUUUUCAUUGCAUCGAUAGACUGUCAUCGGCGUCUGGCCGUCCAAACCGGUCUUGUCUUUUUUUCUCUUCUCCUGUGUGUGUGUGUGUUUUCUGAAGCCAGGCGUGGCAAAUUUUCUUGAGGUCAAUCAUGCUACUCUUAGAUCUGAUUGAAGACAGAAGAUGAGCCAGAGCUACUUAAUCUGGUUUUAGAGCUGGCUGUUUUUCUCCGUUCCUCUCUCCCAUGCUACUGAGUGCACUUUAAUCAGGGAUCUGCUUUGAGUUUUGAAUCUCUAAGAUGAGUGUGAGCUUAGGGGGCAUGCAAUACUUUGAUUAAAUGUUUAUUUAGCUAAUUCAGUUGUUUUUGCCCUGAAAUUCCCCAAACUUAUUGUGGACUUGUAAAUUGAAUACAGAGAUUUGACACCAGCUCUUUGGUUUUUGGUUUUGCACUUGGGUGGAGAUGACUUGGAGUUCUUGAAGAAAUUUCAAAAGGCUACAGAUGUAACACUCCAGGGACUGCUUUCGUCUUCUCAGCCCUGUCCCGUAGAAAUUGAGAGCAAAGAUGAUGACGUGCUCAGAUCCAGUGAUUUUUUGAAUCCUUGUUUCUUCCUCUGUCUUUUGUUUGAAUACACAUCCUCAAGAUCUUUGCCUAACUAGGUGGAAAGGAUCUAAUGUAGCAGGAUGUUCCAUGUUUGCCUGAAGAACCCACUAAGCCCUCACAAGCCAUUUUUCAUAAAAAUGGUGGCUAUUCUUUUUCAGUAUUUGGAUUCAGCUGGUUAUGAGCAAACAUGGAUGGACUGUGACCUAUUCCAACUUGCAUGUUGAAAAGAAUUAUGGGUCGAGGGCAGGGGAUGUAAAGCACUUGUGGGGGUAUGCAGGGAGGGGUAAGAAGCUUGAAUUACUUUGCCCCCUUUUUCCUUCUUCUUUUGUAAGGGGAAUAAAGUCUAAACUUUUCUCUUUUUGUAUGAGAAGAAUAACUUAAAUGACUAGAUGUAUAUACAAAUAUAUAAAGACAUUAUAUAUAUAUAUAUAAAUACAUGUAAAAAUCGUCAUCAACCAUUACUCUUUUAAAGAGUGUCUAAAUUUAAUUGGUAUUGAUGCAGAGAUUUAUAUUGUAUAAGACGAAAUACUUUUAAAUGAAUGAAACGUUGUUUUUUCUUCUUUUUGGAUUACAACCCUAAUUGUCACUGCAGUUAAAAGCAUUUUCUCAUUCUCACUUGUCUGCUCAAAAUGUCUGUCCUGUCACUGGCAUGUAUUUUUCUCUUCUUUUUUUUCUUUUUUUCUCUUUUUUUAGGGUUUUCAUCUUAGUUAUCCCACCGCUGCCUAAUGUUGUGUUCUUUCAGUUCGGUUCAGACAACAUGUAUGAUUUGUGCAGUAAAAAAAGAGAAAAAUCUGUUCAUUUGUUUCUGA